CCAAUUCGUUAACCGGGAGCGAGGCAGAGUGAAGCGAUUGUCUGUGACCAGAAGAAGAAGAAGAAGAAGAGAGAGGCAUGGAAGGUGCAGGGAGUGGGAGCACAGUGAAGUAUGGGAUAGUGGGAGUGGGGAUGAUGGGGAGAGAGCACCUCAUCAAUCUACAUCAUCUUCGCACCGAAGGUGCAGUGGUUGUCGCCAUAGCUGACCCUCAUGUUCCUUCCCAGCAGCUCGCAAUUGAUUUGGCCGGCUCCUUCGGGUGGCAUCUGAAGGUUUUCUCAGGUCACCGUGAACUGUUAGACAGCGGGGAGUGUGAUGUAGUGGUGGUUUCUUCUCCGAACAUGACGCACUAUGAGAUCCUCAUGGAUAUAAUCAGACAUCCGAAGCCGCACCAUGCUCUCGUGGAGAAGCCUUUGUGCACCACGGUCGAUCAUUGCAGGGAGGUGGUGAUGGCAGCAAGAAAGAGGCCAGAGAUGCUGGUGCAAGUUGGUUUGGAAUACAGAUACAUGCCGCCUGUUGCUAAGCUGAUCGAAAUCGUCAAAGGUGGCUCUCUUGGGAACAUUAGGAUGGUAGCAAUUCGAGAACAUCGGUUCCCAUUUCUUGUUAAGGUCAACAACUGGAACAGGUUCAACGUAAACACAGGGGGGACUCUAGUUGAGAAGUGCUGCCACUUUUUUGAUUUAAUGAGACUAUUUGCUGGUGCAAAUCCCGUUCGUGUUAUGGCUUCUGGAGCAAUUGAUGUUAAUCACAAAGAUGAAGUAUAUGAUGGGAAGGUACCCGAUAUCAUUGAUAAUGCAUAUGUUAUAGUUGAAUUCGAGAAUGGUUCCCGGGGGAUGCUUGACCUCUGCAUGUUUGCUGAAGGGAGUAAAAAUGAGCAAGAAAUUGCAGUUGUGGGUGACAUCGGGAAGGGCGAGGCCUUUGUUCCCGAGAGUGUUGUGCAGUUUGGCAGUCGAGCUGCAGGAAGAGAGGGCGUACAAACUAUAAAAGCCGAGGACAACCGAAUAAAAUACCACGGACUCCAUCAUGGAUCAAGCUACUUGGAACACUUGAACUUCUUGCACGCGAUGAGAGCAGAAGGUGAACAAGCCCCUGCUGUGGAUUUGCAAGAUGGGCUGAUCUCAGUUGCCAUGGGAGUAGCAGCACAGCUUUCCAUAGAGUUGGGACGAUUCGUGACAAUUGAAGAAGUCACUUGUGAACACAUAGUUUAGCUUAUAGCUCUCCGCACAUUAUUGGCUCCUAAUAUUUUUAUGGCAGCAAAGCCUCAGUCCGCCUCUUAGUUCCCUGUAAACGCUAUCUUCUUACUCCCCGAUAUAUUUGAGGCCCUAACAUUCCAAUUACAAACGUACUUAGAAAUCCUAAUGACAUUUUAUUACUUCUUCAUGCUGAA
Punica granatum (pomegranate) is the source of this 1384-nucleotide messenger RNA. The record is from RefSeq and is a predicted model, not a curated record. Lineage: Eukaryota; Viridiplantae; Streptophyta; Magnoliopsida; Myrtales; Lythraceae.